This is a messenger RNA of Puma concolor (puma), 8826 nucleotides long. Lineage: Eukaryota; Metazoa; Chordata; Mammalia; Carnivora; Felidae. The record is from RefSeq and is a predicted model, not a curated record.
AUGCCUGGCACAUCCUGUCUAGAUAAUUUCCUUUCUUUGAAACUUGAGCUUGGGACCCGGAAUCUUCAUGGGGCCAUCCCCCUUCUGGCCUCCUUCAUGCUCUCGCAGCCGGCUGGGAAUUGGCCCUCGGAGACGGAAGGCAGAGUUCUGAAGUGGAACCCAGCAGCUAAUGCAGACCUGACUGUGCACAUCCUCCUGAGACCUUCCUUUCCAGCCACAUCUCGGCAGCUGCAGCUGUGUGCUCCACAUGCAAAGCUGAGCUCCGUGUCUGUUCGUGGAAUGAAGCCUGGGGAGCUCAUGGCAGGGGAGGGCUGCAGUGAGGUUUUUAAGCCCACAAGUGAAACUGCUCUGGUGGCAGCCAAACAGCUUGCCUCCCAGGAAGGUGUUCCUGUUCCUCCAAAACAGGCAUUAGAGUGUAACGAGUCGAAAGGUCUUGUGUUACUUGGUUGCUCCAAGCCUAGCGACAGACAGAUAAAUUUGCGCAGUUUAUGGAGGGUGCGAGAGUGGGGAAGUGAGAAACGGAGGGCUGUCUUGCCCAUGGGACCCGACCCUCCGUGGUCCAGAAUGUGGUUCCAUAUUCAAAGGAACCCAGAGACUCCAACCAGUGUGGUUCAGGGAGGUGAGAGGGGGGACCUCCCUCCGUCUCUUGGAAACAUGCUACCUCUGAUGGGCUAUUUUGCUUUUACAGAAUUGGAAGAUAGCCUGUUGUCAAGUUUAAAAGUUCUGAAUCACUCUCCAAUGUCUGAUGCCUCUGUCAAUUUUGACUACAAAUCCCCCUCCCCGUUUGACCAUGGCACUGAUCAGGAAGAGAAGAUCGAAGAUGUUGCCAGUCACUGUCUGCCUCAGAAGGACCUGUAUGCUGCUGAAGAGGAAGCUGAGACCCUUUUUCCUAGGAAAAUGACGUCCCAUAAUGGGAUGGAGGACAGUGGAGGAGGAGGCACCGGAGUAAAGAAGAAAAGGAAGAAAAAGGACCCAGGAGAGCAAGAGGGGGCAGCGAAGGGAAGCAAGGACAGGGAGCCCAAGCCAAAGAGGAAGCGAGAGCCUAGAGAGCCAAAGGAAGCCCGGAAGGCCAAGGAGCCCAAGAGGGCCAAGGAGCCCAAGGAGCCCAAGCAGAAGGAUGGAGUCAAGAAAGCACGGAAGCCCCGGGAGGCCUCGGGUACCAAGGAGGCCAAAGAGAAGAGGAGUGGCGUGGACUCUACAGCCAGGACGAAGUCCAAGAAAGCCAGCAAGGAGCAAGGACCAACCCCAGUGGAGAGAAAGAAGAAAGGAAAGAGGAAAAGUGAAACCACAGUGGAGAGUUUAGAGCUGGAUCAGGGCCUGCCGAACCCAUCCCUGCGGAGUCCUGAGGAGUCCACUGAGUCUGCAGACAGCCAGAAACGACGCUCAGGACGGCAGGUGAAGCGCAGAAAAUAUAACGAGGACCUGGAUUUCAAGGUGGUGGACGAUGACGGGGAGACAAUCGCUGUUCUUGGAGCCGGCCGGACGUCCGCCCUCUCGGCUUCUACACUGGCAUGGCAGGCGGAGGAGCCUCCAGAAGAUGACGCAAACAUCAUUGAGAAGAUCCUGGCAUCUAAGACCGUCCAGGAGGUUCACCCCGGAGAGCCCCCAUUCGACUUGGAGCUAUUCUACGUUAAGUAUAGAAAUUUUUCCUACUUGCAUUGUAAAUGGGCCACAAUGGAAGAGCUGGAAAAGGAUCCUCGCAUUGCACAGAAGAUCAAGCGAUUCAGGAAUAAACAAGCCCAGAUGAAGCACAUUUUUACUGAGCCUGAUGAAGACUUGUUCAACCCAGACUAUGUAGAAGUUGAUCGCGUCCUGGAGGUAGCCCACACCAAAGAUGCAGAAACAGGAGAGGAGGUGACGCAUUACCUGGUGAAGUGGUGCUCACUGCCUUAUGAAGAAAGUACGUGGGAACUAGAGGAAGAUGUGGAUCCUGCAAAAGUUAAAGAAUUUGAGUCUCUUCAAGUUCUCCCUGAAAUUAAGCAUGUGGAGCGGCCUGCUUCGGACUCCUGGCAGAAACUGGAGAAGUCUCGAGAGUAUAAGAACAGUAACCAGCUCCGGGAGUACCAGCUGGAGGGGAUGAACUGGCUUCUUUUUAACUGGUAUAACAGAAAAAAUUGUAUUUUGGCUGAUGAGAUGGGGCUGGGGAAAACCAUCCAGUCCAUCACAUUCCUCUCAGAGAUAUUCCUCCGAGGAAUCCACGGCCCUUUUCUCAUCAUCGCCCCACUCUCCACCAUCACGAACUGGGAGCGAGAGUUCCGGACAUGGACAGAGAUGAAUGCCAUUGUGUACCAUGGCAGCCAGAUCAGCAGACAGAUGAUCCAGCAGUAUGAGAUGGUGUACAGAGACGCACAGGGAAACCCCCUUUCAGGAGUCUUCAAGUUCCACGUUGUCAUCACAACGUUUGAGAUGAUCCUGGCAGACUGCCCAGAGCUGAAAAAGAUUCACUGGAGCUGUGUGAUAAUUGACGAAGCCCACAGACUGAAGAACAGGAACUGCAAACUUCUGGAGGGUCUAAAGCUCAUGGCCCUGGAACACAAAGUACUGCUCACUGGGACACCGUUACAGAACUCUGUGGAGGAGCUCUUCAGUUUGCUGAAUUUUCUGGAGCCAUCACAGUUUCCUUCAGAGACUGCUUUCUUGGAGGAAUUUGGAGAUCUGAAAACUGAGGAACAGGUGAAGAAACUGCAGUCUAUCCUAAAACCAAUGAUGCUUCGGCGGCUGAAAGAUGAUGUGGAAAAGAACCUUGCUCCUAAACAGGAGACGAUCAUUGAAGUAGAGCUCACCAAUAUCCAGAAAAAGUACUACCGUGCCAUCCUGGAGAAGAACUUUUCCUUCCUGACCAAGGGGGCAAAUCAACACAAUAUGCCCAAUCUCAUCAACACCAUGAUGGAGCUGAGAAAGUGCUGUAACCAUCCCUACCUGAUCAAUGGGGCAGAGGAGAAAAUUCUGGAAGAUUUCCGAAAAACCCACAGCCCCGAUGCCCCUGACUUUCAGCUGCAGGCCAUGAUUCAAGCAGCAGGGAAGUUGGUGCUGAUUGAUAAACUGCUCCCUAAGCUGAUUGCAGGUGGUCACAAAGUCCUCAUCUUCUCCCAGAUGGUGCGCUGCCUCGAUAUCCUCGAAGAUUAUCUCAUCCAGAGAAGAUACACCUAUGAGCGAAUUGAUGGGCGAGUACGGGGAAACCUGCGCCAGGCAGCCAUCGACCGGUUCUGUAAGCCAGACUCAGACCGCUUUGUCUUUCUUCUGUGCACCAGAGCGGGAGGCCUGGGGAUCAAUCUCACGGCUGCUGAUACCUGCAUCAUAUUUGAUUCAGACUGGAACCCACAAAAUGACUUGCAGGCUCAGGCCCGAUGUCACCGGAUAGGCCAGAGCAAAGCCGUGAAGGUGUAUCGUCUCAUUACUCGGAACUCCUAUGAGCGGGAAAUGUUUGACAAAGCCAGCCUAAAGCUGGGCCUGGACAAGGCUGUUCUUCAGGACAUAAACCGAAAGGGCAGCACCAAUGGGGUACAACAGCUCUCAAAAAUGGAAGUAGAGGACUUGCUCCGGAAAGGGGCUUAUGGAGCCCUGAUGGACGAGGAAGAUGAAGGCUCCAAAUUCUGUGAAGAAGACAUAGACCAGAUUCUGCAGAGGAGAACCCACACCAUCACCAUCCAGUCUGAAGGGAAAGGAUCUACUUUUGCCAAGGCUAGCUUUGUGGCUUCAGGAAACAGGACAGAUAUUUCCUUAGAUGACCCAAACUUUUGGCAGAAAUGGGCUAAAAUAGCUGAAUUGGACACCGAAGCAAAGAAUGAAAAGGAGAGCUUAGUGAUCGACCGGCCUCGAGUGAGAAAGCAGACCAAACACUACAACUCCUUUGAGGAGGAUGAGCUCAUGGAGUUCUCGGAGCUAGACAGCGACUCAGACGAAAGGCCCACGAGGUCCAGACGCCUCAAUGACAAAACCAGGCGCUACCUCCGAGCCGAGUGUUUCCGGGUAGAGAAGAACCUGCUCAUCUUUGGCUGGGGCCGGUGGAAGGACAUCCUGACCCACGGGCGGUUCAAGUGGCAUCUGAAUGAGAAGGACAUGGAGAUGAUUUGCCGGGCCCUGCUGGUCUACUGUGUCAAGCAUUACAAGGGGGACGAGAAGAUCAAGAGCUUCAUUUGGGAACUGAUCACACCUACCAAAGACGGGCAGGCCCAGACCCUCCAGAACCACUCAGGGUUGUCUGCUCCAGUCCCCAGAGGAAGGAAGGGGAAGAAGACAAAGAACCAGCUGCUGCUCCCUGAGUUGAAGAAUGCAGACUGGCUGGCCACCUGCAACCCCGAGGUGGUCUUGCAUGAUGACGGCUAUAAGAAACACCUCAAACAGCACUGCAACAAGGUCCUUUUGCGAGUCCGGAUGCUGUACUACCUAAAAGCUGAAAUACUGGGAGAGGCAGCUGAUAAAGCGUUUGAAGGCACCCCUGCCAGGGAGCUAGACGUACCCCUGCCCGACAUCGACUACAUGGAGAUCCCAGUGGAUUGGUGGGAUGCUGAGGCCGAUAAGUCCCUUCUGAUAGGCGUGUUCAAACACGGGUAUGAGAGGUACAAUGCCAUGCGAGCAGACCCAGCACUUUGCUUCCUGGAGAAAGUCGGGAUGCCAGAUGAGAAGUCUCUUUCUGCAGAACAGGGUGUUACAGAGGGGACCUCAGACAUUCCCGAGCGAGGCAACACGGAUAAAGAAGACAACACUGAAGACAAGUUAGAUGGCCUGCAGAAACAAAUGGAGAGUUCCAGCGAUGGAGGUGAUGGCAUUUUUGGCGAAAAGAAAGAUGACAGCCGGGCAGCCCAGGAUGGCUCCGACCCAGACAAAUCACCCUGGCCAGUUCCGUCUGCUCUCACGGCUCGGCUCAGACGUCUGGUCACCGUGUACCAGCGCUGUAACCGCAAGGAACUCUGCCGACCGGAAGUCCUGGGACCAGGUAACCAAGGAUACUGGGUCCAGGAAGAGAUGUUCAGGAGAACCUCAGAAAUGGAUCUCAUCAACAAGGAAGCUCAAAAGAGGUGGACUAGGAGAGAGCAAGCAGACUUCUACAGAGCAGUGUCCUCCUUUGGGGUUGUUUAUGAUCAAGAAAAGAAAACUUUUGACUGGACGCAGUUCCGCAUCAUUUCCCGUUUGGACAAGAAGUCGGAUGAGAGCCUGGAGCACUAUUUUUAUAGCUUUGUGGCCAUGUGCCGGAACGUCUGUCGUCUGCCCACAUGGAAAGAUGGUGGUCCCCCAGAUCCCAGCAUCUAUGUGGAACCCAUCACGGAGGAACGGGCCGCGAGAACCCUUUACCGCAUUGAGCUGCUGCGGAAGGUCCGAGAGCAAGUGCUGAGGUGUCCUCAGCUGCACGAGCGCCUCCAGCUCUGCAGGCCCAGCCUCUACCUCCCGGUCUGGUGGGAGUGUGGGAAGCACGACCGAGACCUGCUCGUCGGCACCGCCAAGCAUGGGCUGAACCGCACUGACUAUUACAUCAUGACCGACCCCCAGCUGUCCUUCCUGGAUGCCUACAGAAACUAUGCCCAGCAUAAGAGAACGGACGCCCAGGCACCAGAAAGUCUCUGUUGCCUUUACCAGACCAACUCCAGGCUGUAUGAAUCUCUUACGUACACUCAGAUGAGCAGGACUUCAGAGCCCCUUGAAAAUGAACCUGAGAAUCUGGUGAAAAUAGAAAGUAGAGAUGAUCAUCUCGCUCCACCUGGGGGCAGUUUAUCUGACAUGACUUGUGACAACUUUAUUUCUAAAGUUCAGGAUGUCAUUUCCAUCACCCACGAUGAAAGUCUGCUGCCUGAGUCCUUGGAGAGUAUGAUGUAUGGGAAGAAGGCUUACAUUCGAGAGCCGGGCUCUCUCCAGGAGAGCCCCAGUACAAACACAGAGCCCAGAAAGGAUGCUCUGGCCCUCUCAGCAAGCAAAGAUGGGAACUGCCGGCCUGCUGGCCAUGAGGCAGAAAUACCUUCAGGGCCGUCUUUUAUGAGUAGCUUAGAAGCAGGGGUAGCUCAGAUGAACAUCAAAAAUGGAAAACAUCUGUUGCUGUCUCUUUCAAGGGAAGGGGAUGUCUGCAGUGAGGCAGGGCAGAGGCCUGAAAGCAUUGGGCAGCUAGAAGCCAAACACUUAGCUUCCCCUUCCUUGGAUCAGGGAAAUGAAAGUGGGUUUGUAGAUAUGUGCCAUCUUAGUGUCUGUGAUUCCAGAAGAAGCUUGUCAUCAGACCAGCAGUUAAUUGAUUUAUUAGAAAACAAAAGUUUAGAAAGUAAAUUGGUUUUGAGUCAGAACCACAGUGAAGAGGAGGAGGAAGAGGAAGAGAAUGAGGAGGAGAACGUAGGUGUGACCAUAGGCCUGAGGGAAAGGCCCGAGGUUUUGCAUCUAGCCGAGCCCACUGCUAAUAUCCUAAGGGAAAAGAGCCGAGGCCUCCCUGUGGAUGAGGUCAAGAGAGGAAGCCUGGAGGCCAUGAGCCAGCAUCCUAGACCACAGGGGGCUUUUCCUCCAGCAGCCUGUCAGUGUCACUGCAAGCACACGGAGAGGUGGGCACGUGGCCUCGAGAACGAGGAGUUUGAAGUGGACAAAUCCAAGGGUUAUACCCCAGACCUGUACAGAAGCAAAACGAAUAGUAUCACAGUGGAGGGUGAGCCCACCGCUCCUCCAUCAGAGCCCUUUCAGGGAAAGCACGAGCUGUCAAAAGAACCUUGGAAGGAAAAUGCAGAAGGCAAAAAAGUUUUCCCUGCAUAUCCAGAAGCAAGUGAGCUCAAGUCCGAAGACAUGGAUUUUGAGAGUAAAGAUGAUUACGACAGAGAUGGGAACAGCCAUGCUCAAGAUUACCCAGGGAAAUACUCUGAAGAGGAGAGCAAGAGCUCAGCAUCAGGCAUUGCUGGAGACCUCGGGGAUGACCUACAGGAGGCUCGGGCUCCCACCAUUGCUCAACUGCUCCAGGAGAAGACCCUCUUUUCCUUCUCUGAGUGGCCAAAGGAUCGCGUGAUAAUCAACCGCCUGGAUAAUAUCUGCCACGUGGUGUUAAAGGGGAAGUGGCCUUCCAGCCAGCAGUACGAGCCCCCGGGCACACUGCCCACCCCUGUGUUAACCAGCAGUGCUGGUUCUCGAAGCAGCAUCUCGGAGCCAGAAACAUCAGAACACAGCUUCAGCAGUGGUGCAGCAUUGGUGGCCCAGAUCCAGAAGGAGAGCUUCCUGGCUCCAGUAUUCACAAAGGAUGACCAAAAGCACAGACGGCCCUAUGAGUUUGAGGUGGAGCGGGAUGCAAAGGCGCGGGGUCUGGACCAGUUCUCCACCACCCACGGGCACCCCCCCAUCGUCCUCAAUGGCUGGCACGGGGAGUCCGCAAUAGACCUCUCCUGCACUUCAGACGGGUCCCCAGGAGCCGCGUCUCCUUUCCCACUGAGUGCCAGCACCCCUAAGAUCGGGGCUAUCAGUUCACUUCAAGGAGCCCUCGGCAUGGACUUGUCUGGGAUUCUGCAAGCUGGCCUGAUCCAUCCAGUGACAGGACAGAUCGUCAACGGAAGCCUCAGAAGAGAUGACGCUGCCACGAGGAGGAGGAGAGGGAGACGGAAACAUGUUGAAGGAGGGAUGGACCUCAUCUUUUUGAAGGAGCAGACACUUCAGGCAGGAAUCUUGGAAGUCCAUGAAGACCCAGGGCAGGCGCCCUCAAGCGCCUCACAUCCGGAAGGGCCGGUGUCUGCCGCUUCAGCCCCUGAGCCAGCCCCAGCAGCUGGCAGCCAGGCUGAGAAAGCCAUUCCCAGCAAGAGUCUCCUUGACUGGCUGAGGCAGCAGGCUGAUUACUCCUUAGAGGUUCCUGGCUUUGGAGCAAAUUUUUCAGACAAACCAAAGCAGAGGAGGCCACGCUGUAAGGAACCUGGAAAAUUAGACGUCAACUCCCUGAGUGGGGAAGAGAGGGUUCCCGCUGUCCCCAAGGAGCCAGGACUAAGGGGAUUUCUCCCAGAAAACAAGUUCAAUCACACCCUGGCCGAGCCUGUUCUUCGAGAUGCGGGCCCCCGCAGGAGGGGGAGGCGGCCUCGGAGCGAGCUCCUGAAGACCCCUGCCAUUGUGGCGGACUCUCCCUCGGGGAUGGGGCCACUGUUCAUGAACGGACUGAUCGCUGGGAUGGACCUGGUAGGACUCCAGAACAUGAGAAAUCUGCCAGGCAUCCCCCUCACGGGCCUGGUGGGGUUCCCGGCCGGCUUCGCCACAAUGCCCACGGGCGAAGAGGUCAAAAGCACCUUGAGCAUGCUGCCCAUGAUGCUGCCGGGAAUGGCCGCAGUGCCCCAGAUGUUCGGUGUCGGGGGACUCCUCAACGCACCCAUGGCCACUGCCUGCACCAACACCGCUCCAGCGCCUCUGUCAAGCACAACAAAAAGUGGCACAGCAGCGACCGAAAAGACUGUAGAAGACAAGCCGAGUAGCCAUGAUGUAAAAACGGACACGUUAGCUGAAGACAAGCCUGGUCCUGGUCCGUUUUCUGAUCAGUCCGAACCUGCAAUAACUACCAGUAGUCCUGUGGCUUUUAACCCCUUUCUCAUCCCAGGAGUGUCUCCUGGACUCAUUUACCCAUCCAUGUUUCUGUCCCCGGGCAUGGGCAUGGCUCUGCCGGCGAUGCAGCAGGCCAGACACUCUGAAGCAGUAGGUCUGGAGAGCCAGAAGCGGAAGAAGAAGAAAACAAAAGGGGACAGCCUGAACCCCAACCCAGAGCCUGCUCCCGGGUCCGAAAAGGAGCCAGGCGGCGAUCAGAACUGCCCCGAACCCAGGGCCCCCGUCCCUCCAGAGAGAGGACAUGUGGCACAGGCCAGGGAAGGGGGCCUCAAAGACUCCAACAGUGACGCCAAUUAG